Molecule: messenger RNA, 1453 nt
Organism: Catharus ustulatus (Swainson's thrush)
Lineage: Eukaryota; Metazoa; Chordata; Aves; Passeriformes; Turdidae
Gene: RHNO1
Product: RAD9-HUS1-RAD1 interacting nuclear orphan 1
Exons: 2
Coding region: 372-1175 (267 amino acids)
Biological process (GO): cellular response to ionizing radiation; recombinational repair; DNA damage checkpoint signaling
Cellular component (GO): nucleus; chromosome
Source: RefSeq, a predicted model, not a curated record
GAAAAAGAAAAUUAUUUUUUUUAUUUUUGUUUUUCCCUUUUGAUAGCUGUCUUGAUAAAGCUGGAUCAGUAGGUGAACAGCUCCGAUUCCAGCAGUGCAUUUCUAAAUCUACCUGAAAAUUGCAAAAAGGUUCCCAGAGCUACUGUUGGGAAAAAGUCUGUCUUGAGAUUUGCACACUGUGCUGCUGCAUAAAUGUUUUGCUUUUGUUAAAAACUACAUCUGAGGUUUCCAAACAGGUCUGUCUUCAAAUCCAUUUAUUUGCCUUCUACAGAUUCGAGAGCACUUUAGCAUCUCCUUGGGUGCUUCCCUCUUUCUUCAAUUAGCUCCAACAAGCAUCAUGAGGUUUCUAAGUAGUUCUACCACACCUUUUGAUGCCUCCGAAGAAGAAGUAUACCCACAAGGCCAGGAAGGCAGAGCUGGUUUUUCUUGAGAGGCCGUGGGCAGGACCCACCCAUUGUUAUGAAAAUCCACUGCAUUCGGCUGAGAAUCCCAGAUGUGUGCCUACAAAACCUGUGGACCGGAAUACUUCUGCUGCCUGGGUGUGCCCACAGUUUGACACAACAAAGUCAGUGGUGUUGAAAGUAUGCCAGAAGAAGCAUCGUGGUCCUCACAAGCCCUAUAAUCAGAAUGCCAACCACAGUUCAUUUCACGCAGGAGGAGCUUGCGAAAGAUUUCCUCCUUUAACUUUUGAGAAUCCAGAAGGACAUGCAGUCCCUCUGUUGGAUGAUCCAAAUCGCUUGAGAAAGAAUGCACAAUGCUCUCACAACCAGCCUAAGAAAGGGUUAGCAGCAAACGCCAACUUUCAGGUGAAGAGUCCAGAGAACUGUGGACAGCCUGCUCCCCAGCCUGUGGAGCAAGAAGUCCUUUGUCCACCAGAUGCAGAGGCUGCACAGGCUCCUUCCCCAAGGAACGUGAGAUGCAGCAACACUCCACCACAAAGUAGUCAUGCCUGGCAUCCAGAGAAUGAGUUGGCAUUUGGUAUGGAUCCCUGUGAGAGAGGGGAGGCGGCAGCAGUACUGGUUACGGAUACUCCCGAGCACGAGUAUGGAGUAAAGGUCACCUGGAGACGGCGGCCUCACAUAAUGAAGUACCUGCGGGAGCAAGGGAAGCUGAGCGCUGCGGACAUCCUGGUGAAGGCAGACAUGGAGCUCUCGAGGGGACAGGCCCACUCCUGACCUGGCGGGAGCAGCCGCUCUGCUGCGUGCAAGAACACGCUCGAACAGACGAUGGCAGCUCGGGGGCUGAAGAGGGGACGUGAUUUCAGCCAGGCCCUCUACUGCGCCUGGCAGAGCCUCUGAGGAACGCCGGGGAGGGUCUUGGCGACUGGGGGAUGUCUUUUGGAGUGGUCUUCCCGGGGGAGGUGGCUACGGGAAGGGCUUUGUGCCCCACGCGGUUCCCGCCGGGGGCUCCUCGGUCCCGGCGGAGGCGGCGGGCGGCUCCCGCGGAGAGGGAC